Messenger RNA from Eimeria tenella, 972 nucleotides. RefSeq lists its product as uncharacterized. The record is from RefSeq and is a predicted model, not a curated record. Lineage: Eukaryota; Apicomplexa; Conoidasida; Eucoccidiorida; Eimeriidae. The coding region runs from base 1 to 972 and encodes 323 amino acids. The transcript is spliced from 2 exons.
AUGGGUACCCUCCACCUCUUUAGGGGCCCCCCGGAGGCCCCCGAGGGGCCCCCAGAGCAGCGAGAAGCUCUGCGGAAGCCAGAGAGGACGGAAGAUGGAAGGGAGACAAUGAAAGGAGAAAAGGAAUCAAAAGAAUUAAAAGAAUUAAAAGAAUUAAAAAGUUCAAAAAAGACAGAAAAUGGUUUUGCUGCUGCUGUGGACUUUUGUGGGGUUUUUGAAGAGAUAAAGGAAUUGACCAAAGAGGCACCUGAGGCUUUUGGUCUUUUGCUGUUUGACAGAUUUGUUGCAGCUCCAAUUGAAAGCAUCUUUUUGGGUUCUCGCCUCGAAAUAGAAACCCCAAAUUGUGGCUGCCGCAUUGCCUUUGAGGGGCACAUAUUGCGGCCAGUGCAGCUGGGGGCCCCCCCGGGGGCCCCCGCGGGCCCCCCCCCGGGGGCCCCCCAGGGGGCCCCCCGGGGGGCCCCCAAAGGCGGGCCCCAGGGGGGCCCUUCCAGGGGCCCCCAGGGGGCCCCCAGCUGCAGCAGCCGCGAGCAGCUUCCACAAGGCAGAGGCCGGGAGAGCAGCAGCGCCGCGCAGCCCAAGACGAAGGCGCAGACUGCAGCAGCAGCAGCAGCAGCAGCAGCAGCAGAGAGCCCGCUGCCGCUUGCUGCGCUGCGCAUAGUGCGCCGCAAGUGGAGAGUGGGGGCUGUUGAGAGGCUUAUUCCGUCGGGCCCCACAGAUGCGUGCGUUUGUGCAUGCGCAUGCAGCCCCACAGACUCCCGCGGUGUCUCUGCACCUCCGGGUGUAUCGACAGCUCCGGGGGUAUCUGCAGCUCCAGGUAUAUCUGCAGCUUCGGGUGUAUCUGCAGCUUCGGGUGUAUGCACACCCCGAGGGGCACUCCGCAAGACGCAGCAGCAGCAGCAGCAGCAGCAGAGAGAAAGGAAGCACAGAAGAGGCAAAAAAGAAAUAAAGAUGGGCAGAAAAAGAAGAAAAUAA